Messenger RNA from Ricinus communis (castor bean), 518 nucleotides. RefSeq names its product 40S ribosomal protein S30. The transcript is spliced from 3 exons. Lineage: Eukaryota; Viridiplantae; Streptophyta; Magnoliopsida; Malpighiales; Euphorbiaceae. The record is from RefSeq and is a predicted model, not a curated record. Gene Ontology annotation, molecular function: structural constituent of ribosome. Gene Ontology annotation, biological process: translation. Gene Ontology annotation, cellular component: ribosome; cytosolic small ribosomal subunit. Bases 156 to 344 code for a protein of 62 amino acids.
CAAUAUCUAAGUCGGUCUAGCAAACCUAACACUAUAUUAACAGCGAAACCCUAACCCUAAAACUUUCUAUUCGUUGCGCUGCUUAUUAUCAUCACCACCGCUUCUAUCGAACUCGGGGAGCAACAGCAGAAGCAGCAACAACUCAAGAAGCCGCCAUGGGUAAGGUUCACGGAUCUUUGGCUCGUGCUGGUAAGGUGAGAGGCCAAACUCCUAAAGUGGCAAAGCAGGACAAGAAGAAGAAGCCACGUGGUCGCGCUCACAAGAGGAUGCAAUACAAUCGCCGUUUUGUCACUGCUGUUGUGGGAUUCGGUAAGAAGAGAGGACCCAACUCAUCUGAGAAGUAAAGUGUGUGACAGAGGGAUAAGUGUUUAGUUAUGUAGGUGUGAUCUGGAUUAUUCAUUUUUGUGUUUCAAGUGUUAUCAUACUCCAGUCAGCAUUGGAUAUUAAAUUCUCAAGACUAUUGUUGAGCUUAUGCUCUUUUUUUUUUUUUAUAAUUAGAAUUAUGUGACUUUUGUUUU